Coprinopsis cinerea okayama7#130 is the source of this 1013-nucleotide messenger RNA. RefSeq lists its product as hypothetical. NCBI's taxonomy places the organism in Eukaryota, Fungi, Basidiomycota, Agaricomycetes, Agaricales, Psathyrellaceae. Gene Ontology annotation, biological process: double-strand break repair via homologous recombination; protein sumoylation. Bases 342 to 1013 code for a protein of 223 amino acids. The transcript has 6 exons. Gene Ontology annotation, cellular component: nucleus; Smc5-Smc6 complex. Gene Ontology annotation, molecular function: zinc ion binding; SUMO ligase activity. The record is from RefSeq and is a predicted model, not a curated record.
CUUCUUCAUCCCGCAGAACAACGAGCAGACGUCAAAAUUCGGAAGAAAUUGAAGACGAUGUUGUCACCCAGAGACAGGCUGAUGACGACGUGAGCGACGGAGAGGGACCCUCGAGGACCGCAACGCAGUCUAGGAAGAAAUAUGGAAAGCAGAAGAAGGUCACCCAGAAUACCCAGGAUUCGGACGACGACGAUGAAGUCUCUGAAAGCGACGGCGAUGAUGAGCAAAUCGACGUGUCGCAGCUUCGUGACCAACCUUUGCCCGCAGCAAACGAAGCUGGUCUGCGCGGUCUCUGUGUCGACUGGAAAAACGUCGAAUUUAGCACCAGGCAGCACUGGAGUAUGAUCCAGGAUAUUGCUUCUGCUCUUGCGGAUAACGUGGACGAGGAGGCAGCUCGCGAACCCAUCGAAUCGCUGGACAGCGUGAUGCGAGAACUCAUCGACCUCAGUACAGAGAUGAUCAGCCAUAAAGAGGUCAUAGACGACAUAAGGCAGAAGUUGGUACAAGGCCAGAAAAUUGACAAUGCCCUGGACCGCUACAUGUCAGGAGUCGAAGCAAAGAAGGAGGAAUACCAGAAGAAAACGACGCGUCAAAAGUACGCUAAAUCUGACGCAUACAUCGAAUUCAGGUCUUCGAUUUGGAACGCACAAAAACCAGGGCAGCCUAUGCCACCGCUUACCACCUUCAUUGAGAAAGAGGAUGGGGAUGAUAGUGACGAUGACGACCUCGAGAUCGGUGGUCAAACUCAGGACUUCAAGUGUCCUAUUACUCUGACCAUUUUGAUUGACCCGUUAACUUCACGAUUAUGCGGCCACUCUUACGACGCCGCCGCUAUUCGGUCUAUGCUUGGGAGGGGAAGCAAGGCUUGCCCUGCCGCUGGCUGUAAGAAAAUGAUCGCCAUCUCCGACUGCUUGCCCAAUGAAGAUCUCGCAAAGAAAGCCAAGAAUCAUAAACGCAGGCUCGAGCGCCAGGAAGAAGAGGCUCAUAGCGACGUUGACGAAGUUAUUGAGUAA